Messenger RNA from Magallana angulata, 2353 nucleotides. Its product is annotated as methylcrotonoyl-CoA carboxylase subunit alpha, mitochondrial-like. Gene Ontology annotation, cellular component: mitochondrion. The transcript is spliced from 17 exons. The coding region runs from base 86 to 2206 and encodes 706 amino acids. Lineage: Eukaryota; Metazoa; Mollusca; Bivalvia; Ostreida; Ostreidae. Gene Ontology annotation, molecular function: methylcrotonoyl-CoA carboxylase activity; metal ion binding; ATP binding. The record is from RefSeq and is a predicted model, not a curated record.
AUAUCGUAUAAAUUAAGCAUUAAGGCCGCUUAUGGAAUGGCAAGGGUAAAGUGUAAACAUUUUCAACUUCGGUAACGUGAGAAGGAUGUUUCCGAAAUUAAAACUUUGUUCCAGGUUUUCUUCAACUGUUAAUCAGUUAAGGAAGCUAAGCAGUAAAGAUGCAACACCCAUAAACAAGAUUUUGAUUGCCAACCGGGGAGAAAUUGCUUGCCGUGUUAUUCGGACAGCUCGCCGCCUUGGUAUUCAGACGGUGGCUGUCUACAGUGAUGCUGAUCGAGAGUCUCUACAUGUGGCAAUGGCCGAUGAAGCCUUCCACAUAGGACCCCCAGCAGCCUCUCAGAGCUACCUCCAACAAGACAAAAUAAUCCAGGUGGCGAAACAAUCAGGGGCACAGGCAAUCCACCCUGGUUAUGGCUUUCUUUCGGAGAAUACAGAAUUUGCAGAGCUUUGUAGCAAGGAGGGAGUUAUAUUUAUUGGACCCCCAGCAUCAGCCAUCAGGGACAUGGGUAUCAAAAGUACAUCCAAGUCAAUCAUGGCUAGUGCAGGAGUACCAGUUAUUGAGGGUUACCAUGGUGAGGACCAAUCAAAUGAGACCUUGAAGAAAGAAGCAGCGAUGAUUGGUUACCCUGUAAUGAUCAAAGCUGUGAGAGGAGGUGGAGGAAAGGGAAUGAGGAUAGCUAUGAAUGCUGAGGAGUUUGAAGGACAGUUAGAGUCAGCGAGGACUGAAGGCAGGAAAUCAUUCGGGGAUGACGUAAUGCUGCUGGAAAAAUUUGUAGAGACACCAAGACAUGUAGAGGUGCAGGUGUUUGGAGACAGACAUGGGAAUUACGUGUACCUGUUUGAGAGAGACUGCAGUUUACAGAGACGGCAUCAGAAGAUCAUCGAGGAGGCACCUGCGCCUGGUUUGAAUGAAGAAGUGAGGCGUUCUAUCGGAGAAGCUGCUGUACGAGCCGCCCAGGCUGUGGAUUAUGUAGGGGCAGGUACGGUGGAGUUCAUUAUGGAUAAGGACCAAAAGUUCUACUUUAUGGAGAUGAACACCAGGCUCCAAGUAGAACACCCGGUCACAGAGAUGGUCACCGACACAGAUCUUGUAGAGUGGCAGAUCAAGGUCGCUGGAGGCGAGCCUUUGCCAAUCACUCAAGGUGAAGUCAAACUAAAGGGACAUGCAUUUGAGGCUCGAAUUUAUGCAGAGGAUCCCAGCAAUGCUUUCAUGCCUGGGGCAGGGCCUUUAGACUACCUCAGAACUCCCAAACCUGAUCAGAAUACUCGCAUUGAAACAGGUGUCAGAGAAGGUGAUGAAGUAUCUGUUCAUUAUGACCCGAUGAUUGCUAAACUUGUUGUUUGGUCAGAUGAUAGAUUAUCUGCCCUUAGAAGCAUUCGUUCAGCUCUCUCUCAGUAUCAUGUGCUUGGACUAAGCACCAACAUUCAGUUCCUAAUGGACCUAGCGCGACACCCAGAGUUUGAGGCGGGGAAUGUCCACACAGACUUCAUCCCGCAGUACAAUGAACAACUGUUUCCUGUCCGCAGUCUGUCGGACAAAACUAUCUGCCAGGCCGCCGUAGCUCUGAUGUUGAUAGAGCAGGAGAAGGUCCACCACCAGGCCUGCAGCACGUUGGAUCCCUUCUCGCCAUUUUCUGCUCUGUCCUCAGUGCGUGUUAAUACUGCCGCUGUCCACAAACUGUCACUACAGGAUGGGGACAAAAAGCUGGAUAUCGCUAUUCAAACCAAUCCAGACCGGAGUUACUGCCUGACGUUUGGAGGGAAAUUGUUCCAUGUGUCAGGGGAGAUUCACGAGGAGGGGGAGGGGGUCAAACUGACCUGCAGCGUGGACGGGGUCUUCUCCAAGGCUGAUGUUGUCCUCAACAACAGCACAGUGCAUGUUUUCUCCACUGAGGGUAAAUAUGACCUGACUCUGCCCAUCCCGUCAUACCUGAAGUCAAAGGACGAGUCGGGCUUCUCUGAAGAUGUGUUAGCCCCCAUGCCUGGGGUGAUAGAGAAAGUGCUAGUGACCCCUGGCACACAAGUGCAGAAAGGUGACCCAUUGGUGGUCAUGAUUGCCAUGAAAAUGGAGUAUAUCAUCAAAGCGCCAAAAGAUGCCAAAGUGCAGACCAUUUCAUACAAUGAAGGAGAAACUGUGGCCAAAGGAACUACCCUGGUUCACUUUGAGGAGGAGGACCAGUCCAAGAAAGAGAUCGAGUCAGAAUGAUGAAUUGUUGAAUCAGUUCUACAUCUACAUUAAAUGUGAUGAAAUGUAUUUGUGGUGAACAUUUAUAUAAAUUUUGAAAGUCAGAGUGGGUGUGAAUUAUAUCUUUGAAAUUCUUUAUAUAUCUUGUCAAUGAAAAUAUUCAAACAA